UGUGGCGCGGUUGCCAGGGGAGCGACUUCAAAAAUAGUGUAAGAAUAACAUCAACAAAAUCGUAACAACCUUGCCUAUGGCUGUAUCAACGGCGCAGAUGGCGAUGGAGGCGGCAGCUAUGCAAGAUGCUAUCGCUGCCACUAUGCUUGCAGACGAGGGAGCUGCGCUGGAGAUCGUGCGGAUGCACAAGCAACAGAUGGAGGAGCUCCAUAUUGCGCUUAUCCAACAUAGAGGCAAUCUGCCAGCCGAUCUUCUCGAGGAGGGUGAGGAGUUGGUUAGUGGCUGGGACGAGAUGCUCCAUGCAGAUCUCUCGUCUCAUCGGCUGGGUGAGACUGAGAAGGCGCAGGUGAUGGCGGAGUUGGGUGCUUGUGCUGAAGUGCUCAUGAAAGUGAGGAGAAUUUUUGACGAACUCAGAGAUGAGCUCUAUGGGAGUUCGAGGCGUGAUAAAGUGAAAGGGAGCUGCUGCGUAGGGCCUGAGGAGGGGCAGGUGCUGCGUACUAUGUUGCUGGAGGAUCCGGGCGAAGCGAAGGGUGUUCUUUGUCGUGGGAGGCCUGAGGAGGGGCAGGGCUCUCCCGGCGAACCCGAGGAGCGUGAUAACGGUGCGAGUACGACCGGCAGUCACGCCAACACUAACGUCAGCACAGUCAGCAAAGACAUCGCCGCCGACUUCAUGAACAACACUGUCUGCAGCAACAACAAAAACAACAACAACAACAACACAGACAGAAGAAAUGACAUCGAGCAUGACGACAAUGUUUGCAUGGAUAAAUACGACGAUAAGAGAGACUGUCGCGGUAUCGUUCUCACUGGAGCGGGUAUCUACAAGGAAAAUAAUGAUGAUAUCGUGCACUCUGGUGACGGGGUCAACCACAUCAGUUGUGAUGAUGAAAACAGUGAUAUCAACACUAAUAACAGCAUGGUUGUUCCCCCCCGAGUAUGCAUCCUCAUCAGCCAGGGCGCCAGAGAUGGAGUCAAGUCCGCUGGGAGGGCGACGGCUUUGCGCAAGCUUAACAUGAUGUGGGCCUUCCAGUGCGAGUGUAAUAUCACAGAAGGCUCGCCAUGGGAUCCGGGUGGGGUCGGGGGGGAGGGUUGGAGGCAUUGCUGCUGGGGAUACCUCACGCCUCCUUGCAUGCCAUGUGAAUCUGCGAAUGAAGGUGCGCGAGUGGGGGUGGAUAGGAAGGCCAAAGGAUGGUCAUCUAUAAUGGGGCCGCGGUGUUGGCUCGGCAGCGUAUGAGGGUGGGAUCAUGCGUGUCGGACCUGUGCUGUCUGAAGCUCCUUGCAGUCGCUUAUAACAAUAGA
Chara braunii is the source of this 1299-nucleotide messenger RNA. Lineage: Eukaryota; Viridiplantae; Streptophyta; Charophyceae; Charales; Characeae. The record is from the annotation of a GenBank genome assembly.